CCGAUAUCAACUGUCGUCUGCCCCGUGCGAUGAGCAGCUUGACAGCUUGGACGAGGAUCAUGCCAUAGGCCCCUCCCGCGCUGUCCAGCAUGGAACGGCCCUUCUCGUCGUCCAAAGUGACAGUCGAGUACCAUGACCCCUACGAUGUCUAUAAGCUCCUUGCGCCGGGCCUGAUUCCACGGCUCCCCCUCCGCGAUCUUCACUGGCAGUCGCACGCAGGGCCACUGCGGUCCAUCAGCACCCUUCACAUCGAACUCGUUCCUGCGGGCGUCGACUAUUCGACUAUUUUCACCCCACAAGCGUCUCCGAAUCCGAAGCCGCCUACCUCCGGCGACACCACUGUCCCGCCAAGUAGCGACGAUGGAUUUCAGACAGCGGCAAUUGGUGGUAGGGCAGGCUCUACUGAGCAGCAGGGAGAGUCGGCUGGUGCAGGUGUAGGUGCCACACUCCGUCCACCAGCCGGAGGUGCUGCCAAGGAACGCAGGCAUCAGAUCCCCGGCUUGCGCAGGACGCCGUAUCUCAAGGUGCUGCUCGUGAGGUGCGACGACAACGACACGUACAAGUCGACGACGAGGGCCGAAAUUCGCGAGUGGAUGAAGGCGAAUACCGCCGGGUCCCAGGCGAAGUCCGGCAGCAACGCCGAAAACCACGAUGCCUUCGAGUGGCUUAUCAUCCACGUCGUACUCCCGAACUCUGUCGCAGCCACUCAGCCGCGUGUUUCCGGCAAGGCGCCUGACUCGAGUUCCGACACCAAGACCUCGGCGGCAUCACGAUGGCGCGGCGGAUCCAGCACCCUUCUGGAGAAAUUGCGCGCGGACUUCAACGGCUCCUCCAAAGGGGUAGUUGACCGGGUGCGACAGAUCCGCAUCGGUAUCAAUGACGUGCCGUAUAACAUGCUCCCGCGCGUUGUUCCGGCUGUGCCCACCGGUUACCAGGAGACGGAACAAGAUGCCGAAAACGCAUGGGCAGACCUGAUUGCCAAGUUCAAGGAGCUUAUUCUGUUGAGUUUUGACAGGAGAGUCAGCCAAUACGAGGAGGAUAUCAAGGAAAGAGAUGCACAGCGAAGUCUCCCUGGCUGGAACUUUUGCACCUUCUUUAUUCUCAAGGAAGGCUUGGCCCGCGGCUUCGAGAGCGUCGGUCUAGUCGAAGAUGCCCUGGUCGUGUAUGACGAGCUGAGUGUCGGAUUGGAUGUUACUAUGCAGGCGCAAGCGAUUGCGGGCUCGCCCGAGGCAAACGGUGGCGAGCUACUCGAUUGCACUGAUGAGCUCAAGGAUAUCGCUCAAAUGGCGAUGGCGGAGAUUGCUGGCGGCAAUCUCGAGUUCGACGAGGAGGCCGUUGAUCUUCAAUCCGGCGAGAAGAAACAUGUCGACAACUUCGACGGCAUUCCCAUCAGCUCGUCCAAGAAGCUGUACCGGGAUCUCAUCCUGGCAAACAAAGUGUCGCUGUUUGACUUUAGGUGCUACAUAUUUUCUCGCCAAGUCGCGCUCCUUCUCCGGCUGGCGAAUGCGUGGUCGACGAGGGAGGAGCUCCUGGCUAAGCUCAAGGAGCAACAAGAACUCGUUCCCCGAGGGGUCGCCCCUAGAACCCCAAUGCCAAAGAUGACGGAAGAGCCAGAGAACCUUUUACAUCUCGCCGAGAUUUGCAAGAGGACGCUCGAAUUCGUCCCUGCCGUGUCUGCCAUCAUGAGGAGCGACGUAAUAUCCGCAAUGACAGCGAUUACCAAAGGACAGGGAGAUCCUCAAAUCUCCCUAGAUCCAUUGUUAUCAGAGGUCAUUGACAACAUGGUGGCAUCAUUUGCCUUCUCCGUCGCACAACAGAUUCUUGCUCAGACUUCGACAAAAGCACUCCCGAUCCCGCCGUCCACUCUCGGCACACCCGAAGCCCACGAGCAGAAGGCCUCCAUUCCCGAGCCAAAAACCAUGAUGCAUCCAGCAAGGGGCUCGUCGCUUCACACCCAGUCCGCUCACCGCCCUCCGCUCAGUCCCGGUGUAUUCCCCGGCCCUGGACGUCCUGAAGACAGUAUGACCUCUCCUCCUCCUUAUCUCAAGGCUGGUCUUGAAGAACUGGCGGCGCAGAGAGCUGAAUUGUGCACUUUGUCAAGAAACAUUCUUGAAGAAUGUGGCAAGAAGCGUGGCUGGACAGAUGGCUGGGCAUCAGUCCCUAUCGUAGGCGAGACUGGCAUUGCUGAAAUGGACGAAAUCAGCUUGGAAGCCGAGGACAAUGAGACACCGUCGAAGCCAGAGACUGUCGACCGACUACAAACGUCGGUCGCUGGUGUGGCCAAUGCGCUUCUCCGGACAGCCCUUGGCAACAAGGACGAUUUCUACCGCUUGUACGAGACGCUUAUUGAUAAGGCAUUGCGUCACUACACGGUAGCAAACCACACACACUCGGUCCAGGCCAACAUGGCUGAUCUCGCUGUGCUCAAAUUCCAUCUAGGCGAGUACAGCGAGGCGGCCUUCUACUUUUACAGAGUCAUCCCUUUUUUCGGUGAGAGCGGAUGGAGCCUCUUGGAGCUGUCUAUGCUCGUCAUGUACGCGCGUUGUCUCAAGGAGUUGAAGCGAUUCGACGACUAUGUCAACAAAGCCCUCCGCCAGCUCCUAUGCAAGGCGGCUGUAGCCGAGAGGGACCGGCUGCAGCAGAAGUCGCGGUUUCGACUGGGACUCACCACGACUACACAGUACCCUGAGACCUCCGCGAUAUCCGGGUACCUCACGGACAUGUUGGAUGUCUCGGCAUCCUUAGAGAAAGACGUUAGGAUCCCCUUGACGAGCCUCUUCUGCGACAUAGGCCUCGACGGGCCGCCGUUCUACGACGAAGGCCAGGACAGCUUCUCGUUAUUCCUAGACCUUCACAGUCUGUUGGUGGACGAGUUUGAGGCAACAUCAGUUAGCCUGCGGAUUUCGAGUCCCCCCAUCGGAGGAAAUAAGGACAUUUGGCUUCAGAGCAAGGGCCCGAUUACCAUUCGGCCCGGGCCGAACAAGGUGAGGGUUCAGAGCACUGUCAUGAUGGCGGGAACAUUUGAGGUGGAUCAAGUCCGCCUAUGCAGCAACAAAGUGCUUUUGCACUACGAGCGGGAUAUCAAUCAACCGGUGGAUAAGUCGUCGGCGGUUCUCAGAAAUCCGCGUAUUGAUCUCUACCAGCGGGCAAGUUGCCUCGACGUGCAGCUCAUGGGUGCCCAAGACCUCCAGCUUGACAAAAAGAAGUCUCUGGAUCUCGAGGUGUCGACAGGGUGGAACGAAAUCAAGAGCUGCGAGGUGAAGAUCAAGUCCGCUACUGGCGGCUUGAGGCUAGUCAUGAGCGAGGCUGAAGUCAUAGGUUCGCUGCAGCCGACAAAGUCUCAAGGGGGCUCCUUCAUCUUCGGCGUCAUGCCUGCCAACACUUCCAUUAGGAUCAGGUUCCCCUUCACUGUCGAGCAGGACUUGCUCGAGGUGGCGGUCAGAGCCGAAGUGACAUACUCUACCGACAAGGGGAACUUUACUUUCUUCAAGGCGUCGUCGGUCCCAAUAUCUCUCGCCCUCGAGGUCAAUGUCCAAGAUAUCUUCAAGCACGACGCGCUGUUUUCGAGGUUCGCCGUGUCGACUGCAAGUGACAGUCCGCUGCGGCUACUCAAGAGCGAGCUCCUCGGCUCGGACCUAUUCGAAGCGCGCUUUGGGCAGCCGUCGAGCCAUCCGGUCCUUGUAUUCCCGAAGCAGCCGGCGAGCUUGCUCUACAAGAUUACUAGAAAACCCGGAUCUAAGCUGGGACCCAAGGUCAAGAAGACCCUCUAUCUCAAGCUUUACUACAGCGUCAUCCAGGAAGAGAUCGAGGCGCUCUUCAAGCGGUCUCUCACCGCGGAUCUUGAGUCUACCCCACUGAAGGAGUUUUGCAAGCUCAUUGUCUCCAAAGUGCUCAGCCGUGUCAGAAACGGGCUGUCGGCAUACGACCUCGAAAAGGCGACACUCCAAGGCGAACUUUCCACGUCUUUUCUCUCCACUGUCAGCUGCGAGAAGCAAUUUGCCGGCCUCGGAUCAGGCCAAGACGGGGUAACCAGCAGCCUCUCGAGGUUCCUCCGCACCUGGCUCCUCGCCAAUCCCGCACUACCCCUUUCGCACCCCGACUCUACAUCAACCGCCAACACGAUUAUCAUCCCUGUCGACAUUCCCACGGUCUCGGUCGUGCACACAGUCGACAUCCGCCUCCAAACCCCUGUCCGAACCCUCACCGACCUAUCGAACAGCGUUGAUGGCUGCGACACGGUGGUCGUCAACCAGCUCCUCCCCGCCACGCUGCACCUCAAGUGGACGCGCAUCUGGGACACCGCAGCGGCGGACGCUAGCGUGAGGGACAAGGAUCUCGAGUUCGGCUACGAGAUCAUCGCGCCGCCGGAUACCUGGUUAGUUGGUGGGAGGCGGAAGGGGCAUUUCGUUAUCCCCGCCGUUACAGCGGACAGUGAAUGGGAGGGGAUGAGCUCCACGGUGGAAACGGAGGCCGAGAUCCCUGUUAUGCUAAUCCCGCUACGGGAGGGAUAUCUGCCCUAUCCUGGGGUAGAAGUCAGGGAGGUCGGUGGUGGUGAUGGGGAGGAUGCCGGCGGUAGUCCGACUAGUAAUGGGAAUGCAUAUGGGCAUUGUGAGACGGAUUAUAGGAACCUGGGGGAGACGGUUUGUGUGGUUGCAGAUAGGGGCAAGGUCACGGUUAGUCUAGAUGCUAGCGGCGCGUCGGGAGGGCCCUUGGUGCUUGAGUGCGAGGCCAGUGGUAUGGGAAUUGGGAGGGUUGUUGUUUGAGUAUAUGUGGAAUUUCAAUUAGGAAGGCACAGAGGCUCCCUACAGCCAAGAACAAACAGUACACCAAACAUCGAUGAUCUCUUCAUUCCUGUUCCUGUCGCCAAUCAUCCGUUUCUUGGUUGGGUGGGAGGUUCCUGAAGUGGAAGGUGGGGACACUGCCAAGUGCCAAGGCCCGAUUCCCUCGCCCCGCGAUCCGAAAGCAGAUAUGACGU
Molecule: messenger RNA, 4975 nt
Organism: Chaetomium strumarium
Lineage: Eukaryota; Fungi; Ascomycota; Sordariomycetes; Sordariales; Chaetomiaceae
Product: trafficking protein particle complex subunit 10
Exons: 2
Coding region: 90-4763 (1557 amino acids)
Biological process (GO): early endosome to Golgi transport; intra-Golgi vesicle-mediated transport
Cellular component (GO): TRAPPII protein complex
Source: RefSeq, a predicted model, not a curated record